Aphanomyces invadans is the source of this 2610-nucleotide messenger RNA. RefSeq lists its product as hypothetical. The transcript is spliced from 9 exons. The record is from RefSeq and is a predicted model, not a curated record. Gene Ontology annotation, molecular function: G protein-coupled receptor activity; phosphatidylinositol kinase activity. Lineage: Eukaryota; Oomycota; Saprolegniomycetes; Saprolegniales; Verrucalvaceae. The coding region runs from base 1 to 2610 and encodes 869 amino acids. Gene Ontology annotation, cellular component: membrane. Gene Ontology annotation, biological process: phosphatidylinositol metabolic process; cell surface receptor signaling pathway; G protein-coupled receptor signaling pathway.
AUGGAAGAUCAUUGGAGCGACAUCCCGAGCUCGUACUUGCCGUCGCAAGUUCCGAGCCAAAACCUCCAGGAAAUUGAGUCAUAUUACGCCCAGGGACAAGCGACGACCCCGAGCAAUCCGUACUACGGCCCUGCAAGCAAUCCACCUUUGAGCAGCGGGCAGGGUUCGCAGCGUCAAGGACGUGGUGGGGACGACUUUGGCCAACAGUUCUCGAGUGCCGCGAACAGUGCCAACAUUCACGUGAUAGACAAGGAGCUGCAGAAGCAAUUCCGUGGGCGAACGAAGCGCUCUGCGAACGCAAAGAUCCACUGGAUGGAGAACAAGAAAAGCCAGAUCAUGGGCAUGUGCUGGACUCUGGGUUGCCUCGGCAUGACGCUUGCGUUCUACAACUACCGGUGGGCAGGGUUGAUUGCAGGUUCGAUCAACACGAUCGUUUGCGGCAUGGCUGUCGUCGUUACCUAUAACCUGAAGCGCGAGUGGCACCAACACCCGAACCCGAUCGUGCACAUGCGCAGUUGCCUCAGCAUUUUCCUCGCCAUUUGCUUGCUGCUCAAUAUUUUGGUCGACUACGACCCGGUGGACCAAGAGUCGGCAAAGUCAUGCCGGAAAUUGGCUGGUCUGACCGAAUUCUUCUUCUUCUCUUCCGAGGCAUGGGGGCUCAUGAUGGCCAUCGACUUGUAUUCCUCGCUCAACGAUCCGUUCAAGAGCUACAAGCGGUCGAUGAAGUUUUACCACGGCUUCGUCUGGUCCACCAGUCUCUUGAUGGCCGUCAUCGCGUUCACCGUGAGCGACUCGGACGGCAAUGCUGGCGGGUUUUUCCAGGUCGACGCACACCCGAUCAACGACAACGACAGCAAGUACAACGUGAUUGGGUUUUGCUUGGCAUCGUCUGGAAAGUCCGUGGCCAACGGUCCGUCGCGGACGUUUGCCAGCAUUCAGAAAUGGCCAUGGAUGCUCUUGUACGGCAUUGUUGUGUUUGUGCUGGUCAUUUCCGUCAUCGUCCUCAUCAUUGCGUGGCGACGGCUAUACGCUGGCGGCGUUCCCAAGACGUACAACAUUCGGCUAGGCGUGCUCAACUACAUUUCGUUGUUCACGGGCGCGAUGGUGUUUUACUGGCUCUUCUUGCUCUUCAUGUACAUGUCGACGUACUUUGUCGCGGAAAACUACAGCGGCCAGCCGCUGGAUCUGGUGCCGAUGAUCAUGCGGCAGUUCUUUAUGUUUCUUGUCGCGUCCAAGGGGUACUUGGAGUACAUCAUUUGGUUUGCUGUGAACAACACCAAGAAGAAGAGCGGGAGCAAGUCGACCGACGUCGAUGUGGACUUGAGUCCCCAAGUAAACCUUGCGCUGCGGUCCGAGAUUUUAUUCUACACGACGUCCGGUAUCAAGCAGUCUGUCCAAGAAGCGGCGACCGGCCACUCGUCGUCCGAGAUGUUUUUGUUGACGGAUGGCCACGACGACUCGGGCAAAACCAUCAAGUUUUGGUCGUACGCGCCGACGGUGUUUCGCACGAUCCGGGAAAACUAUGGCAUUUCCGACGAUGCGUACAUUCGAUUGUUUUCGGCCACGACCAAGGAACGAUUCAGCGAAGGACGGAGUGGGGCGUUUAUGUUUUACAGCGCCGACGAAAGCAUCAUUGUCAAGACCAUGUCCAAGGAAGAGUGCGAGCUGCUGCGGCGGAUGGCGCCCAAAUACGCGUCGUACUUGGUGUCGCACCCUCAGUCGCUCAUGACGAAGUUUUACGGGUGCCACGCCGUCCUGCUGUACGGCAAGAUGUAUUACUUUGUCGUGAUGGGCAAUAUCUUUGCCAACACACAAGUGAUCCAUCACCGGUACGAUAUCAAGGGGAGCUGGGAAGACCGGAAUGCGCGGCUCCCCAAGGUCGGGAACAAGGUCACGUGUCGGUACUGCAACGCUCGGUACACGUUUGGCAGCACCAAAUCGCAAGAGUGCGGCGACGGUCUCAACUUCCACGAGCCCAAUAUUGUGCUCAAAGACAAUGAUCUGCUCACCAAGGUCCGCAUCGACCCGCAGGCGUCCAACCAGCUCUACGACCAGCUUUGCUUUGACAGCGACUUUUUGUACGAGCAAGGCAUUAUGGACUAUAGCCUGCUCAUGGGCGUCCAGAGCUGCGAGUACUAUGUCGAGCCCGGCAUCGUCGGCUUCAACCCGAAUAUGCACCCUGGGUCGUCCUUUGCGACGCAGACUGCGAUCAGUGUCAACGGGCCAGCGCUGUACCAGUUUGGGAUCAUCGAUUUUCUUCAGCAGUGGACGCUCGAGAAGAAGCUCGAGCGAUUCUGGAAGCAACAUAUCAAGCGCAAGGACCCCGACGGCAUCUCGGCGAUCCCACCGAAACAGUACAAGUUGCGCUUCCAGCAAAAGAUGUCGCAAGUGUUUGCCAUCUCCAAAGCAAUGGCAAACAACCCGUUCAUCGGACAGCCGCCCAUUCUCCUCGACGUGUUUGACCAGGGCCUGUCGUCGACUCGAAACAACCAUAACCUCAUCCCAGAAAACGGAAGCGUGCUGGGGUAUGCCGACGACAUCUUGCGGCACACGAGCGCGCCCGUGUUGAGUGAAAACGAACGCGAUGCGACGCACUUGAUACCUCGAUGA